CAGCCGCAGCGAGGUGGGGCUUGUCCCUUGUCCCCCAAUUUCCAAACCGCGGCAUGGACAUCGUCAUUUGCUGCAGAAGCAUCCAUCUCUCGAUAGGUAGCCAGCGUGUUGCGUUCCGGCUCAACCCCGGCACCGCCGAUUUCCAUGCUGCCGUAAACUAUUCCCACCGCCGCUGCCCGCACCACGAUGAGCGCGCAGCUCCGUGCAGCUGGGGCAAUGGCGACGGCGCCCCUCGCCGCCCGUCACGCCACGGUCCGCGCUGUCCGACACUUCCACCAACUGCCCACCGGCGGCAUCCAGCGCGCCGAACUCGCCGCUCGCAGCUUUCGGAGAUCGCUGCAGUUUCCCGCAAAUGCCUACCACAAUGCCGUCAUUGUCCGAAACGCCUCCUUUGCGCGCCUGCUGCCGAAGCUGGCCCUCAAGUUCGUCAGGAUCCCCGCCCUUUUUGGCGGCCUGGCAAUCGGCACCGUGGGCUGGAUACAGUAUCAGGCAAUUCAGGUCAGUAACUCGGCGCAGGAGAUGUACGGCAACAUGAAAAACGCCGUCACGUCCACCGCCUCGAGCCUCUGGGGAGGCGCCAAGGACAUUGCAGAACAAACGAAACGCGGGUGGAGCAACACCAAAGAACAGUUCGAGAUGCCCGAAUGGCUCGACAAAAUCAUGCGGGGGGAGGGCGAGGCCGGCUCUGGCAGGCAUGGCUCGGGUGGACAGGGCGGGCCAGGCGGGCCGGAACCGCCGCUGCAGAGCAGGGUCGGCGCCGCCGCCGUUGCAGGUGCUUCGGCCGCCGCAUAUGGCUAUGAUCAGUCCGACGAACAUGACGACCGGACGCCCGAGGAGAUCCUGAAGGACGACCAGAUGAUGUACAUCACGAAGCGGAUGAUUGAGAUCCGGAACCUGCUCCAGAAAGUCGGCCAGUCCAGCACUGUCACGCUACCGUCUAUUGUCGUGAUUGGGUCGCAGUCAUCGGGGAAGAGCUCAGUCUUGGAAGCUAUCGUCGGCCACGAGUUCCUACCGAAGGGGAGCAAUAUGAUCACCCGGCGACCGAUCGAGCUAACACUAGUGAACGACCCUGAAGCUCGGGCCGAUUAUGGCGAAUUCCCUGAUCUCGGUCUGACGAGGGUCACCGACUUCUCUUUGAUUCAGAAGACCCUCACGGAGCUCAACCAAUCCGUUCCCGAGUCUCUAUGCGUUACAGACGACCCCAUCCGGCUCACGAUCCAUUCGCCAAAGAUACCCGACCUAUCGCUUAUCGACCUCCCCGGCUACAUCCAGGUGGCCGGGGAGAACCAGCCGCGGGAGCUGAAGCGGAAGAUCUCGGAGCUUUGCGACAAGUAUAUCCGAGGCCCCAACAUUAUCCUGGCCAUUUCAGCUGCCGAUACGGAUCUGGCGAACUCGACCGCUCUGCAGGCCAGCCGCAGAGUCGAUCCCAGAGGCGAAAGGACGAUUGGCGUCAUCACCAAGAUGGAUUUGGUCGAGCCGGAAAAGGGGGCGGCGAUUCUGAACGACAGGCAAUACCCCCUUCGCUUGGGUUAUGUUGGUGUGAUCUCCAAGCUGCCUCCGCAGACCGGCCUUUUCAGGAGAGAGGCCAGCAACCUCCUAGCAGGCAUUAACAGGAACGAGAAGUCCUUCUUUAACUCGUAUCCAGCCCAGUUCGGGCCAGAAUCCGGGGUUAGUACCGGCACCAUCACGCUCCGCAAGAAGCUGCUGCAGGUUCUGGAGCAGCAGAUGUCCUCCAGGCUACAGGAGACGACAGACGCCAUCCAGCGGGAGCUCGAGGAGACCACGUAUCAAUUCAAGGUCCAGUACAACGAGCAGCCCAUGAGCGCCGAGGCCUACUUGGCCGCGAGCCUGGACGAUUUCAAGCACCAAUUUCACGAAUUUACCUCCAGCUUUGGCCGUGCCCAGCUGAACAGCCUUCUCAAGGACGCCCUCGACCAGAAGGUGCUUGACCAGCUUGCAGCAAGAUAUUGGAACAGGCCGAUAGAAGACCUUUUGGUCGCGCCCCCGGAGCCGGAUAAUAUUGCCGAUCUGCCGAAGGCUGACCCGGACUCUCCUUAUUGGCAUCGUCAGCUCGACACGGCUACGUCAGCGCUCACCAGGCUCGGCGUGGGCCGUCUCGCAGCAACGGUGGCCGCCUCGGCUGUGCAGUCUAAUAUCGACAAGCUCCUCGACAAGUCAUCCUUCGCCAAGCACCCCUCCGCUCGCAAGGUCAUCAGCGAGGCCGCGUCCACCGUGCUCGCCGACCGGUCGUACGCCACAAGCGACGGCAUCGAGAUCUCGCUCAAGCCGUACAAGUUCGACCCCGACAUCCAACCGGACGAGUGGGCCCAGGGUCGGGAACACGUCGUGGGCGUCCUGGAGGGCGAGCUCAAGCAGUGCCAAGCGGCCAUGAAGAGCCUCGAGGCGUCCGUCGGUGGCAAAAAGAAGCUCAAGGAGGUCAUGUCGUUCGUCGACAAGGCGCGCAAGGGCGAGAUCAUUGUUGAGGGCGACCACCCCAGCGGAGCGGGCGGGUUCAGCGCCGCGCUUCUCGCACGAGGCCGCGAAGCCGUCUUCCUCCGCGACCGCGCCGACAUCAUCAACUUGCGCAUCCUCGCCGCCAAGUCACGCCAGUGCCGUCGGCCCGAGAACAAGUACUACUGCCCAGAGGUCUUCCUCGACGCCGUCGCCUCCAAGCUGGCCCGCAACGCCGUGCUCUUCCUGCAGGUCGAGAUGCUGCACGACUUCUACGUCCGCUUCCCGCGCGAGGUCGAGGCCAAGCUGCGCGAGCACAUGUCGGCCGCCGGCGGCGGCGGGCUCGAGCGCUUCGCCCGCGAGGACCCCAAGGUCCGCCGCCACCUCGAUCUGAUCCAGCGCAAGGAGCUGCUCGAGCUGGUCCUGGCCAAGAUCGAGGACUUGCACCGCUUCGGGGCCGGGGCCGGUGCUGGCGCGGGCGUGGGUGUGGGUGGAAUCGGCAAGGACGCUGCUGCUGGGGAGAUGGCGAAGAGGAGGGGGAGGAGGUCGAUCUUGUUUUAGGUAGCCGCCCCGCCGCGCCGCGCCGCGCCACUGGCUGUGGGCGGUGUGAGUGAGAGAGCGCGCGCCAGGAGGGAAACAACGUCUUUUGCAUAGCUGCUGCGAGUAGUGCUCGGGGCAGAUGGGACUCGGCGUUUUGAGGAUGAGAUUCUGGGACGGGGGGUUGGUGUUCGGC
Messenger RNA from Thermothielavioides terrestris NRRL 8126, 3184 nucleotides. RefSeq lists its product as uncharacterized. NCBI's taxonomy places the organism in Eukaryota, Fungi, Ascomycota, Sordariomycetes, Sordariales, Chaetomiaceae. The record is from RefSeq and is a predicted model, not a curated record. Gene Ontology annotation, cellular component: cytoplasm; membrane; microtubule. Gene Ontology annotation, molecular function: GTP binding; GTPase activity; microtubule binding. The transcript has 3 exons. Bases 187 to 3012 code for a protein of 941 amino acids.